AUGUCUCCUGCUCCCAACAAUCAGGAUGUCGCUCCCGCUACGUCGCACCCAAAGCUCCCGAUAACGCUACUGUCCGGCUUUUGGGGGGCAGGCAAGACAACGUUGUUGCGGCACGUUUUGCAGACCCAACAUGACCAAAAAGCAAAGUUCCGAUGCGCGGUUAUCGUGAACGAUAUGGCCGAGCUGAACAUUGACAAGACGCUCAUUGAAGAAUCGGGUGCCCUCGUCCAAAGUGAUGAUCAAGUGAUUUCCAUGAAAAAAUUGAUGCGUCUGUUGUAA
Molecule: messenger RNA, 279 nt
Organism: Seminavis robusta
Lineage: Eukaryota; Bacillariophyta; Bacillariophyceae; Naviculales; Naviculaceae
Source: the annotation of a GenBank genome assembly